UAAUUUCUAUAACCAGAAGAGAGAGAGAGAGAGUUGAUGAAUUUGAUUCCUCUGACCAAUUCCGCCGCCGAUCAUUACUACCAACAGCCGCCGCUUCGUCGCCGGCGGUGGACCUGACUUUUAUUCAUCUGAAUCCCUUACAUAUACUUGAUACGACGACGAGCAUAUAGAGAGAGAAAACAGAGAAUCAAUGGCGGCAUCGAGAGGUGGAGGAGGGAAGGAGGCGGCGCUGAAAUUGAGAGGAGCUGCGGAGCAAGCGAUUUCAUCGAUCGGCUUGGGAUACGAUUUAGCUAUGGAUUUCCGGUUAAAGUAUUGCAAGAGGCGGUCAGGUGUUGCUGAUUCUCGUCUUAUCGCCAUCGAUGAUGAUAAGGUUAGAGAUAUCGUCAUUCCCGGCGGAAUUUUAGUACCUAAUGUUCCUAAAUCUAUCAAUUGCGAUAAAGGAGAAAGGAUGCGAUUUAGCUCCGAUGUUCUUUCUUUUCAACAGAUGUCUGAACAAUUUAAUCAAGAACUAUCUCUUAGUGGUAAAAUACCUACUGGCCAUUUCAAUGCUGCAUUUGAAUUCAGUGGAAGCUGGCAGAAGGAUGCUUCCAUCACUAAAACCCUAUCAUUUGAUGGUGUUUACAUUACUCUCUUUAGUAUUGCACUUGAAAAAUCUCAAUUAGCUCUUAAGAAUCACGUUAAACAAGCUGUUCCAACUUCGUGGGAUCCUGCAGCCUUGACGCGGUUUAUUGAGAAAUUUGGUACACAUAUUGUUGCUGGUGUGAAGAUGGGUGGGAAGGAUGUUCUGUAUGGGAAGCAACAAUACUCAUCUUCUCUGCAACCGUCUGAUAUACAAAAGAAACUAAAAGAUGUUGCAGAUAAAAGGUUUACGGGUGCAAGCGAACAAUUCAAUGGCAACUCAAGUCAGGAUUUCACACUCUUGUGGAAGAGGAGAGGUGGAAACAAUCAAAAGAAUAUAUCUCAUGAUAAUUGGUGUCAAUCUGUUCAACUUGAUCCUGAUGUAAUUUCAAUGUCUCUUAUUCCUAUCUCAUCGUUGUUGAGUGGAAUUGACGGGAAUGGAUUCUUAAGCCACGCCAUUAAUCUGUAUCUUCGAUAUAAACCACCUAUUGAAGAACUUUACCAAUUCUUGGAGUUUCAACUUCCUAGGCAAUGGGCACCUGUAUUUGGUGACCUUGCGGUUGGUCCUGAUAAGAUUCCACAGGGCACUGCUUCUUUACAAUUUAGCUUGUUGGGACCCAGGCUCCAUAUUAAUACAAAUCUGGUAAAUGUUAAUAAGAGGCCGGUUACUGGGAUUAGAUUGUAUCUAGAAGGAAAAAGAAAUAACUGUUUAGCCAUCCAUUUGCAACACCUUUCUUCAUUGCCUAAAAGCUUCCAACUUCAGGAAGAACCAAAGGUCAACUAUAGUUACGAUCAUCGUUAUUACGAAAAAUUGCAAUGGAAAAGCUUCUCUCAUAUAUGCACUGCCCCUGUAGAAUCCGACGACGAUCUCUCUAUAGUCACGGGUGCACAGUUGGAAGUUAAGUAUUCAGGAUUGAAGAAAGUUCUUGUAUUGCGUCUUGAAUUUUCAAAAGUGAUUGGUGCUGUAGUGACCAAGGCACCUGAAUGGGAUGGUUCUCCAGCCUUGGUUCAGAAAUCUGGAAUCAUCUCGACUCUUAUUAGCACUAGACUUUCGACAGUUGCUCAAAAGCAGCAGCCGCCUCAGCCAGCGGAGGUGAAUAUAAACUCUGCCAUUUAUCCUGGUGGACCGCCUGUUCCAACACAGACACCGAAAAUGAUGAGAUUUGUUGACACGACUGAGAUGACCCGAGGUCCUCAAGAUAUGCCCGGUUAUUGGGUUUUGUCGGGGGCUAAGCUUACGGUUGAGAAAGGUAAGGUUUCUGUUCGAGUUAAGUAUUCUCUUUUGGCUGUGGUUUUGCCUGAAGAAGAGGAAUCAAUUUGAUAUUUGUGUGUGUAGUUUUGGUUGUAUAUUUGGUUUGUUUAGUAGCUUUUUUGUAUAUGUUCAUUUAGUAUCACACGCCUGACUUUACUUGAGUCAGGAUUGUUAGUGAAGCCAUGUUUGAGUGUAAACGGUUCAGUUUCAUUCAAAUGGUUGCAGUCGGUUGUGGUUCGGUUUC
Messenger RNA from Impatiens glandulifera, 2114 nucleotides. RefSeq names its product MACPF domain-containing protein At4g24290-like. The transcript has 5 exons. The record is from RefSeq and is a predicted model, not a curated record. NCBI's taxonomy places the organism in Eukaryota, Viridiplantae, Streptophyta, Magnoliopsida, Ericales, Balsaminaceae. Gene Ontology annotation, cellular component: plasma membrane. Gene Ontology annotation, biological process: plant-type hypersensitive response; regulation of salicylic acid mediated signaling pathway. Bases 191 to 1939 code for a protein of 582 amino acids.